AUGAAGACUGAAGUCCGGCGGAAAGUGGCCCAAGCACGGGCGGCCAUAGAGGGGACCUCGGCGGACUGCGCCCCGGUGCCAGUCAUCCUCACCGCGAUGCAGCAGCGCAUCUGUAAUCUUCUUGGAGAAGCCACAAUCAUCAGCAUACCUGCAGGGGACUCAGAUGCAGAAAUAACUUUACCAGUGACUGCUGCAGCCACUGUCACGCUUACAGAAACUCUACCUGCUGGCACAGCUGCUGUAUGCGAGGAUGACUCAAAGUCGUUAAACGUUGAAGCCACGUACCACUCGCUGGAGGACCCAGGAGUUGGAGUUGUGGAGUACUGCACCACCACAGUGGAGGGAGCUGCUCCCACCAUGGUGACUGCUGUGGAGGCUCCAGUGGAGAUGUUGGCCUCCUCCUCUGAAUCACUACCUCAGACUCAAGCCAAACCUCAGGAGCUGAAGAGUCGCAUUGCUCUGAACUCUGCUCGCUUACUGCAGGAGCAGCGUGUCACUAAUGUGCACAUCAGACAGAUUGCACAACACUUGGAGGGACAUACUGAGCUACUGCAAAUGAUGAGACGCUCUCAGGAGGCCCAGGCAUUUGCCCAGGAGAGACAAGCACAGGCUCUGGAGGGGACACAGGCUGCUCUUCUGGCACUAGUACAGAUACUCAGACCAGCUCUAAAGGACAUACGGACGGUCCCUAACUCAACUGGAGCAUCUGGUGACUCCAAAACUCCGCACAAAGUAAAGCGGGGAAUAUCAGGAUUAGAUCUGUACGCGGAAGAUCGCAAACGGGACCCGGUCUCUGCAGCAAUGCUCACGGCUCGCUCUGACCGACUGAACGGACACUUCGCCUUGGCCAAGGCUAAGGCUGCCUGCCUUGUCAUUGGUCUAAGCUGGAACAGAAGAAUUGAAAAUGGCAUCCAAAGCAGGAGACAACCCUGA
Molecule: messenger RNA, 933 nt
Organism: Knipowitschia caucasica
Lineage: Eukaryota; Metazoa; Chordata; Actinopteri; Gobiiformes; Gobiidae
Source: the annotation of a GenBank genome assembly